AUGAGUUGCGUAAGCUUCCAAAAGAACUCUGUGACUUCUUUGGGCCGUUGUCUACAGGAUAAUACUGACUUGCAGCCGGCUUCGACGUUGAUCAUUUACCAAUGUCGACUGCUUGAGGAUUCGCCUAGGUGGACUUUUCAAACAUUGUCGAUGGGGAGGGCGCCUUCACCUCGGUGUGAGUGCCGCAUCAAUGCGACGAAUUUGCUGCACUAUGCGGUGAACAUCGGCGCUCGACCGCUGUGUGGGUCUUGCGGCGUAACAUGUGGGACCAAGGUAGACUCGGUGAGGGUCGCUCGGCGUCUCGGUGAGAACAGGCUUAUCGGAGGAAUCGAGGAUCUGAAUCACUACACUGCAUCAACACCAAUUGACUAUAACACAUAUUCCACAACCAUGGCCGGAACAAGUACGAAGAAGCGGACAAAUGACGGCCGUCUUGCGCCCCCAACCAAGAAGCAAAAGCGACAAGAAAAGAAGCAAGCCGAAUCCGCCUCCGACAACGAAGAACAAGAAUUCGAUGCGGUAAACCUUCUCGAUUCUGACGAUGAUAUUCAUAACGCGGCUGUCGAUGACGGCGCUGCCUCGGACGAUGAUUCGGCCAGCUCAGGCGACGAAAAGCCCGCAGCACCCAAACAGAAGACAAAACCUGCCCCCAAGCCCAAGAAGAGCAGAGACGCGCCCGUAGGCACCGACUCGGAUUCCGACUCAGAAGAAGACGAGAGCGACGAUGGUGGCAAUCCCAAUUUCAUCAAGUCUAAACGCAAUGAUCCGUCUGCCUUCUCAACGUCAAUGUCGAAAAUUCUGUCUACCAAACUGUCCAACGCGAAACGAUCAGACCCCGUCCUCGCCCGCAGUGCGGAGGCCCACCAAUCCGCCCAGGCGGCCGUCGACCAGGCGCUCGAGUCCAAGGCGCGCAAGCAGAUGAGGGCGCAGAAGAAGGAGGCAAUGGAGAAGGGUCGCGUGCGCAAUGUCCUUGUGGCGCCGGAGACGGAGGAGACGUCAACGGGGGAGAUGAUUGAGACGGAGCGGAGGCUGCGCAAGGUCGCGCAAAGAGGUGUUGUCAAGCUCUUUAACGCCGUGAGAGCGGCGCAAGUCAAGGCUGCUGAGGCGGAGAAGAAGGCGCGCAAGGAUGGCGUCGUGGGUGUUGUGCGGAGGGAGGAGAAGAUCAACGAGAUGAGUAAGAAGGGAUUCUUGGACCUGAUUGCGUCCGGAGGAGGAGGCCUGAAGAAGGGCGGUUUGGAGGAGGCUUAA
Molecule: messenger RNA, 1248 nt
Organism: Colletotrichum lupini
Lineage: Eukaryota; Fungi; Ascomycota; Sordariomycetes; Glomerellales; Glomerellaceae
Exons: 2
Coding region: 1-1248 (415 amino acids)
Biological process (GO): maturation of LSU-rRNA; maturation of 5.8S rRNA
Cellular component (GO): preribosome, large subunit precursor
Source: RefSeq, a predicted model, not a curated record